This is a messenger RNA of Stegostoma tigrinum, 8355 nucleotides long. Its product is annotated as fibronectin-like. The transcript has 46 exons. Gene Ontology annotation, biological process: cell-substrate junction assembly; heart development; nervous system development. The record is from RefSeq and is a predicted model, not a curated record. Lineage: Eukaryota; Metazoa; Chordata; Chondrichthyes; Orectolobiformes; Stegostomatidae. Bases 226 to 7602 code for a protein of 2458 amino acids. Gene Ontology annotation, cellular component: extracellular region. Gene Ontology annotation, molecular function: proteoglycan binding; integrin binding.
CUCGCUCGCUCACUCACUGGCCAAAGGUGUGCUGAGAGGUUCUGUCUCCCUUUGGUCUGGUUUCUUCUGUCCUUGUCCCUUCCCUCCCCCCCCCACCCCCACGCCAAAUUCUUUCUGGACCAGUCCCUCCACCCCCUCUCCUUUUCAACACGGUGGGGUAAUUGUCAGGCAUCUGGCUGUCUUCGGCGAGCUGUGAAAGGGCGAGGGGGAGCUGGUGCCUGGAAGAUGCACCUCCCCAUGCUCGGGGUCUUGUUCCUGGCCGUUUGUCUGAGUGCAGCCAGCGGUCAAGCAGGCAAAAAGAGAAGGCAAAGUCCGUACGAUGCAAAUACCCAGAAUCAGAAUUAUUGUUUAGACAAUGGAAAGGUUUACCAUGUUAACCAGCAAUGGGAGCGUACAUACAUGGGCCGUGUGAUGAUCUGUACCUGUUAUGGGGCAGGGCGAGGUUGGAAUUGUGAAUCGAAGCCGGAUGUCGAGGAGAUGUGCUACGACCAGUACACUGGGACCAGGCAACGUGUCGGUGACACCUGGGAACGCCCAAAGGAUGGCAUGAUCUGGGACUGUACUUGUAUUGGAGCUGGCAGAGGGAGGAUCAGCUGUACCAUUGCAAAUCGCUGCCAUGAGGGUGGUCAGUCCUAUAAGAUUGGGGAUACCUGGCGAAGACCUCAUGAGACAGGUGGCCACAUGUUGGAGUGUGUUUGCCUUGGAAAUGGGAAAGGCGAAUGGACCUGCAAGCCAAUAGCGGAGAGGUGCUACGACAAUGUGGCAGGCACAACUCAUGAUGUUGGCGAGACCUGGGAAAGGCCAUACCAGGGCUGGAUGAUGAUGGAGUGCACGUGCCUAGGAGAAGGCAGUGGACGGAUCACCUGCACCUCACGCAAUCGAUGCAAUGACCAGGAUACUCGAAUGUCCUAUAGAAUUGGAGAUAACUGGACAAAGAGGGACAACAGGGGAAAUCUCCUUCACUGUUCCUGUAAAGGCGGAGGGCGUGGAGAGUGGGAAUGUGAGCGACAUGCGUCUGUGGCAUCCGGUUCUGAAAGCUCUCACCUACAGCGUGAAGUCCAGCGCGUGGCUUAUCAGCCUCAGUGUGUCAGCGACGGAGGUAUUUUGUACAGCGAUGGAAUGCAAUGGCUUAAGAAGCAGGGGAGCUCACGCAUGUUGUGCACCUGCCUGGGUAUUGGUGUGAGCUGCCGCGAUUUGCCAUCUCAGACAUAUGGAGGUAACUCCAACGGACAACCUUGCGUGUUUCCAUUCACAUUCAUGGGCAAGACUUACCAAUCCUGUACAAAUGAAGGACGCACCGAUGGCAAAUUCUGGUGCAGCACGACCAAAGACUUUGACAGCGAUCGCACUUACUCAUUCUGCAACCAGCAUGCUUUCACGUACAUUCAGAGCCGAGGAGGGAACUCAAAUGGGGCACUUUGUCACUUCCCUUACCUGUACAACAUGCGGAACUACACCGAGUGCACGUCUGAUGGAAGAAGGGAUAACAUGAAGUGGUGUGGAACAACUGCAAACUACGACACUGACGGGAGGUUUGGCUUCUGUCCGAUGGCAGAACAUGAAGAGGUUUGCACCAGUUCAGAAGGGGUUAUGUAUCGCAUCGGAGACCAGUGGGACAAAAGGCAUGAGCAGGGUCACAUGAUGAGGUGUACCUGUCAUGGCAACGGCCGCGGUGAAUGGACCUGCAUCGCACAUGCUCAGCUGCGAGAUCAGUGCGUGGUGGAUGGAGUUACGUACGACGUGGACCAGACCUUCUACAAACGGCAUGACGAGGGCCACCAGAUGAACUGCACUUGCUACGGGCAGGGCCGGGGACGAUGGAAGUGUGACGCCAUCGAUCAGUGCCAGGACACCGAGACGCGGCAGUUUUACCAGAUCGGCGAGAGCUUUCACAAGUACCGGGAUGGAAUCCAGUACCUGUGCCACUGCUAUGGCCGGGGAAUCGGAGAAUGGUCCUGUCAGCCACAGUCAGCCUCACCAGGACCUAUCAAAGUGCUGAUCAUGGAGGCUGGGAACCAGACCAACUCACAUCCCAUCCUUUGGAACAAACCGGAAUCGUAUCACAUUGUCCGGUACAUCCUGAAAUGGAAGCCUAAAAACUCAAGGGAGCGAUGGAGGGAGGUGACCAUUCCGGGCGACACCUACUCGUACACCAUCAGGGAUCUGAAGCCGGGCAUCACCUACGAAGGCCAGCUGGUCAGCAAGCAGCAGUACGGCCGGACAAUGGUCACCAGCUUCGAGUUCACAACCUCCUACACGACACUGUCUCCGACUCAGGGUGAGACAAAACUGUUGCCAGAAGAAGACAUCAUUAGGGAGUCCUCGACCACGGAAUCCAUCACCGAGGUUACCUCCAGCAGCUUCGUGGUGUCCUGGGUGACUGCGUCUGACACGGUCUCUGGGUUCCGCAUCAAGUAUGAGCUUAGUGAGGACGAUGCUCAGCCUCAGUACCUUGAUGUUCCAAACACGGUCACGUCUGUUUCCAUUCCCAACCUGCUGCCUGGCCGCAAGUACAUCGUGAACGUUUAUGAAGUCUCGGAAGACGGGGAGAAGCUGAUCCUAACCAAGACGCCCACGACAGCUCCCGACAGUCCCACGGAGUACACAGUUGACCACGUCGAUGAGACCUCCAUCACCAUUGAAUGGUCCAGGCCUCAAGCCCCGAUCACAGGUUACCGUGUGGUGUACACGCCGUCAGUGGAAGGAGCCAGCACCGAGAUCAUUCUGCCCAGCACCUGGACCAACCUGACCCUGACUGACCUGUUGCCUGGCGUCCAGUACAACAUCAGCAUCUACGCUGUGGAGGAGAGCCAGGAGAGCGUCCCGCUGAUCAUCCAGCAGACCACCGGUGGCGUCCCUCUUCCAGUGGUGGUGGAGACCCCCAGCAACCUGCAGUUCAUCGAUGUGGCAGAGAACAAGAUCACCAUCAUGUGGAACGCCCCUCGCACCGAGGUCACCGGGUACCGCGUCACCGUGCUACCCUUGGACAGGCCCGGCCGCCGGCCCACUGAGCUGCCCAGAUCCACCAGCAACUUUGCCGAGAUCACUAGGUUACAGCCCGGCACCACCUAUCGCUUCUCCAUCUACGCCGUGAACCGUGAGGCCGAGAGCCAGCCACUGGUCGGACAGCAGACCACCAAGCUCGAUGCUCCCACCAACCUCAGGUUCCGAAACAUCACCGAGACCACCACGCUGGUGACCUGGACUCCGCCUCGAGCUCGGAUAACUGGAUACCUCCUGACCUGGGGCCUGACCACCGACGGGCAGCCCAAGAGCCUCCACCUCAAGCCCAGCACUACUCGCCACCAGCUGUUCAGGCUGCUGCCCGGAGCCGAGUACGUGGUCGCCCUCACCGCGAAGCAGGACGACCUAUCAAGUCAGAGGGUCCACAAUGUUCUAACCACCCUGGAGACCAUGGGCCCAGUGCCUAACGUUAACACAGAGGUGACGGACACGGCCAUCAUUGUUACAUGGACACCCAUGCCCAGGAUAUCAUUCCGGGUGGGAGUCCGACCUAGCCAAGGUGGAGAAACCCCUCGGGAAGUGACCAGCGACUCUGGGAGCAUCAUCGUCUCCAGCCUGACUCCUGGUACCGAGUACACCAUCUCCAUCACGCUGCUGGUCAACGACCAGGAACGGGAUAGGCCCGUCACCAAGACCGUUGUCACCGAACUGUCCCCACCCACUGACCUACAGGUCUAUCCCGAUCCGACCACGGGAGAGCUCACGGUGACUUGGCGCGAGGGACCGUCACCAGAUAUCACCGGCUACCGAGUGACUUGCGUCCCAAAACCGGGCCAACAGGGCAACCUUCUGGAGGAGUUUGUCGAACCGGGACAGACUUCCUGGACCCCUGAGAACCUGACUCCCGGAGUUGAGUACAAUGUCAGCGUUCACACCGUCAAGAACGGCAAGGAAAGCCAGCCUGCGUCCACGGUGAUAACCCAAGAAAUCCCCCAACUCACUGACCUGACCUUCGUUGACGUAAGUGACACGAGCAUUGGCCUGCAAUGGACGCCGCUAAACUUUUCGGCCAUCACUGGCUACCGCAUCACUGUCAUAGCGGCAGGGGAGUCGGUCCCCAUUCUCGAAGACUUUGUCAGCUCGUCGACGGGAUACUAUACUGUGCAAGGCCUGGAGCCCGGGAUAGAUUACGACAUCAGUGUUAUCACCCUGAUAGAGGGUGGCGCGAGUGUCACCACCACACGCAAGCAGCAAACCGCGGUGCCACCCCCCACCAACCUGCGCUUCACCCAUGUGGGGGCAGACACCAUGAGAGUCAGCUGGUCACCCCCUCCCUCCAUCGACCUCAGCAACUUCCUGGUGCGCUACCGACCCGUGGGAGAUGAGGAGGGGUCGACUGACCUGACCAUCACCCCUUCUAACAGCAUGGUGAUACUGACAGGGCUCCAGCCUGGCACAGAGUACCUGGUGCAGGUGUACUGUGUGAUUGACGAGAGAGAGAGCGCUCCACUGAGUGGCACUCAGCGAACAGGCAUCGACUCCCCAACUGGCAUCGACUUCUCCGGUGUGGCGACCACAUCUUUCACCGUGCACUGGCUGCCCCCGAAAGCCCGCGUCACCAGCUACCGGGUGCGGCAUCAGCUCGAGGGCAGCACCAGGGCCAGGGACGAGCGGGUUCCGGCCUCCCGCACCUCCCUGCUGCUCACCAACCUGGCCCCGGGCUCGGAGUACGUCGUCAGCAUCUACGCCUACGAUGGCCGGCAGGAGAGCCUGCCCCUGGUCGGCCAGCAGUCCACAAUCUCUGAUGCUCUGACUGACCUGGAAUUUACCCGUUCCACGCCCAAGAGCCUUACCAUCAGCUGGAAGCCGCCAUCCAUGACUGUUAAAUUCUACCGUAUUACUUUCGGAGAGUCAGGAGGCCGUGGACCAGUGAAGGAGAUUACUGCACAGGGGUCUCAGUCCACUGCCACCAUCUACGGCCUGCGCCCGGGCACCGAGUACACGGUGACUGUCUAUGCUGUAACUGGCCGCGGAGACAGCCCGGCGACCAGCAAGCCGGUUGUGGGCUCUGAGAGGACAGAGAUCGACAUGCCCACUUCGUUGAAGGUGAAGGAGGUGCACGACAACAGCCUGACCAUCAGCUGGAAGCCCCCCGUCGCCCCGGUGACCGGCUACAGAGUCACCAGCGCCCCGAAGGAUGGCCUCGGCCCUGUAACAUCUCACACUGUCCCGGCAGGUCAGACUCACCUGACCAUUGAGGGCCUGCUGCCAACGGUGGAGUACAUGGUCAGCGUGUAUGCCCAGGGAGAACAUGGAGAGAGUGCGCCACUCACUGAAACGGCAGCCACCACCAUCGACCGCCCAAAGGGGCUGACCUUCACAGACGUUAAGGUAGACUCCAUCCGGUUGGCCUGGGAGAGCCCCGAGGGUCAGGUCACGGCCUACAGAGUGAUCUACUCCAGCCCCGAGGACGGGGUCCAAGAGCUGCUGCCCAGCCCCCACUCUGAGGACGAUACCGCCGAGCUGGUGGGCCUGAGGCCUGGCACUGAGUACACAGUGCAGGUGUAUGCCCUGUAUGAUGACCAGGAGAGCACUCCUCUGAUAGGCACCCAGAGCACAGCCAUUCCGCCCCCCACCGACCUGGAAUUUGUUCAGGUGACUCCGACGAGCAUGACCAUCGCCUGGCACGCACCUGACGCCGAUCUGACCGGCUACCGGGUGGUGGUGAAACCAAGGGAGAAAGCAGGGCCCAGCAAGGAGCUGAAUCUGGGACCGGACAACACCAGCGCCACCGUCUCUGGGCUCAUGGUUGCAACUAAGUACAACAUCUUUGUGUACGCCAUCAAGAAUUUCUUGACCAGCAGGCCUCUGCAAGGCAUCAAAGCAACACAGGACGACAUCGGCUCUCCUCGGAAAAUCCGUGUCAGCGGGGUGACGGAGACCAGCAUCACCCUGCAGUGGCGCACCAAGGCCGAAACUGUCACGGGCUUCCAGAUCGACGCCAUUCCCACCGGUGGGCAAAGCCCAGUACAGAGGACUGUGGGGCCCAACCAGAGGUCGUACACCAUCACAGGCCUACUGCCCGGCACCGAGUACAGCAUUAACAUCUACUCGCUGAAUGGCGACUCUCGCAGUCCCCCCUCCUUGGUCAUAGCUCGGACUGCCAUCGACUCUCCAUCCAACCUGCGGUUCAUCUCCACGACUGCCAACAGCGUCAUGUUCACAUGGCAACGGCCACGUGCCCGCAUCACCGGCUACAUCGUCACCUACCAUGCCAAGGGGGAACAGCCGGUGGAGCUCUAUCCGCGACCCACCAUCAAUACCCACGAAGCAGUGAUUACAGGACUGCGGCCCGGAACUGAGUACACCAUCAACAUCAGAGCUGUUCAGAACUCUCUGCAGAGCGAGCCACUGAGUGGGAAGAAAACGACAGCGCCCUUCCCGCAGCUUGCCACGCUCCCACCGUCCGUAAGCCACGGGCAGCCCGAGUACCUGGACAUCCCCUCGGUCUAUGAGCAGUCAGAGUUGUCCUCAGAGACCAGGUAUGACGAGGGCCGCGGUGUGCCGAUUGCAGGACCCGGCGACGGGGGUCAGAGGCCGUCGGUCGAGCAGGGAAGCAGGACCACCGGCCAGCCCGACGACCGGCCAUCGCUGCCGAGACCGGCCAGGCCCAAGGACAAUGAGAGAACCACCAGCCCCGGUCGCGGUGGCCAAGUUACGGGCGCCGAGGGCCCCUACCAACAGGGCCCCACCAGCCCCACCCACUCGCAAGGGCUGGUGGUGGAGGAGGAAGGCCUGCCCAACGGGCACGGACGCCAGCCCAAGACCAUCAUCUCCUGGCAACCCAGCACCGUCGCCUGGGAGUACCUGGUCACGUGUCACCCUGUGGGCCAGAAGGAGAAGGUUUUCGAGCUCCGGGUACCAGGCACAUCGACGUAUGCCGUGCUGCCCAACCUCGUGUUAGGAACGCAGUACAAGGUCCUGGUGGAGGCUGUGGAUGCGGAAGGGAAGCACAAGAUCCUGGAGGAAAUCAUCACAGUCGGAAGUACCUCUCCCGACCAAGCCUCCCACCUCGUCCCCGAUGAAUCCUGCUUCGACACAGCCACAAAUUCCCACUAUGCCAUCGGCCAGGAGUGGGAGCGAAUGUCCGAGACUGGUUUCAAACUCUGGUGUAAAUGCUUAGGCUAUGGAAGUGGUCAUUUCAGGUGUGACUCAACUAAAUGGUGCCACGACAACGGUCUGAACUACAGAGUCGGCGAGAAGUGGACUCGCCGCGGCGACGGGGGCCAGAUGCUGAGCUGCACCUGCCUGGGCAACGGCAAAGGGGAAUUUAAGUGUGAACCGCACGAAGCCACUUGCUACGACGAUGGGAACAUGUACAACGUAGGGGAACAGUGGCAGAAGGAGUACCUCGGUGCCAUCUGUACGUGCACUUGCUUAGGAGGGCAACAGGGUUGGCGAUGCAACAACUGCCACAGGCCUAGGCUUGACCUGCUGGUAGACGGAACCAACAGCCAGUCAUCUGAAUCAUCAUUGUCCCAGUAUACACAGAUAAGACAUGGAACAAGGUACAUACACUGCCCGGUGGAAUGCAGGAGCCAGGGGAGUUUGCUGGCUGACUCUGGGCAGCUGGAGUAAGGCGACAGACGGCGAGAGCAGAGCUGCAGGCGAUUGGCUGCUUGGAAUAGCGACGGGAGCUUCCGGGAUAGCGCGUGCUUAGCACGUCCGACUAUGUUCUUCCAGCUUCAGCACCACUCUCUCUCUCUCUCUCUCUCUCACACACACACACUGACCCCCUCCCUUCCUGUCCUCCAGCUCCUAUCACGGCCCUGCACCUACACAAGGGGAGUGACCCUCAUGGAAAAAGUCGAAGGCAGACAUUUUCCAUUUUUAUUUCCUUUUUUAAAAAAAAACGGAACUGAGUUGGGUUUUUGGUGCUCGUUGCUAUUGAGUGCAGCCCAUUAUACCCCCCAUCAUUAAGGACCAAGCCUCACUUUCCUCCCCACCCCUCCUUGAGCAUAGUCUACCUGAUAAAAGGAUCAAAUGAACAAUUUUAAUUAAUUAAAAAGAAACACAACUUUCUAUUCCACAAAUGCUGCAAGACCCCCUCGCCAAGUGUCUUAAUGAUCACAAUGUUGUAAUUGUCUUGACUGUAAUGAGCUGUUUUUAAUUGAAACCUUUCUGCCCCCCCCCCCCCACCCAUGCAGUGUUUAUUCUAUUGUAAACCUUUUAUACUGUUUAACAUAAACGAGGAUUGGGCACUGCUCUUGCGAUCGUGUUUCUAGUUGUUUGUCGGUAUAUUUGCCGCGAUCAGUGUUUAUAGAUGCCAGUGCCUUUGUAUUUUCUGACCUACGGACGGAAAAUCCUCAAUUCAAUAAAACUUUUACAAAA